Messenger RNA from Serinus canaria (Common canary), 3348 nucleotides. It is a transcript of the gene GID4, whose product is annotated as GID complex subunit 4 homolog. NCBI's taxonomy places the organism in Eukaryota, Metazoa, Chordata, Aves, Passeriformes, Fringillidae. Gene Ontology annotation, cellular component: GID complex; extrinsic component of membrane. The record is from RefSeq and is a predicted model, not a curated record. Gene Ontology annotation, biological process: protein targeting to vacuole; proteasome-mediated ubiquitin-dependent protein catabolic process; protein catabolic process in the vacuole. Bases 1 to 819 code for a protein of 272 amino acids. The transcript has 6 exons.
AUGGGAGCGCGCGGAGGCGCUGCCAGGAGGCCCCGACCCAGCGGCGGCCGAGGCGUGAGGGAGCGGAGCGAAGCGGAGCGGGCGGCGUCCCCCGGCCGCACCCCGGCCCCGGCCACGCUGGCGCCCGGGGACCCCCCCGAGAUGCCGGUUCGGAGUGAGAGGCGCCGCGCUGGAGGGGCGGGGGGCUCGGCCUCCUCCCCUGCCACCGGUGCGGCCGCCAGCAGCCUAGUGCCGCCGCCCCCCAUCAACACGGCGCAGCCUGGAGUGGCCACUUCGCUUCUCUACAGCGGGGCCAAGUUCCGCGGGCAGCAGCGCAGCAAAGGCAACGCCUACGAGGUGGAGGUCGUCAUGCAGCAUGUGGAUAUGGAAAACUCCUAUCUCUGUGGAUACUUGAAGAUUAAAGGCCUUACAGAGGAGUACCCAACCCUCACCACGUUCUUCGAAGGCGAGAUAAUCAGUAAGAAACACCCGUUCCUAACGCGCAAGUGGGAUGCCGACGAGGACGUGGACCGUAAACACUGGGGAAAGUUCCAGGCUUUUUACCAGUAUGCAAAAACAUUUAACUCUGAUGACUUUGAUUAUGAAGAUCUAAAAAAUGGGGACUAUGUCUUCAUGAGAUGGAAGGAGCAGUUCCUAGUCCCAGAUCACACCAUCAAGGACAUCAGUGGUGCUUCCUUUGCUGGUUUCUAUUACAUCUGCUUCCAGAAGUCAGCAGCAUCUAUAGAGGGCUAUUACUACCAUAGGAGUUCAGAAUGGUAUCAGUCACUGAAUUUAACGCACGUUCCCGAGCACAGUGCUCCUAUCUACGAGUUCCGAUGACAGCUGUCCACGUCUGAAAACGCCCAGAAGCAACGGGGCAGGAGAGCAUGGCCUGCCAGGAGAACUGUGUCCCUGUGGGAGCACGGGAAUGCACGCUUCUCUCCUGCCCUUGGACUCGAGAGAGAGAGAAAGAAAGCCUGGAUGUUAACUCACCCAGCCCGAGGAGCUGCUGGAGCUUGAUUCUCCCUCCUGUCGAGUGGCCAUUUGAUCUUUACUCUGGUUUUAAGCUACUUUAAUGCACUUUCUUGUUGCACAGCUCGUUUCUCUGUCACUGAAGUUCCUCCCGGCUCUCCUCUGGAAGCUGUUUCUCAGUAGCUGGAAUCAGUGCUCUGGCCUCUAAAUAAUAAGGAAAUGUAAGCUCAAGGCUUAUAUUUUCCUUGUUAUAGCCUGAUGUGGGUUGAAAUCACCAGGAUUCAGGUUUCUUGCCCAGAUUUCCAGCUCUGAUGCUCUCAGAGCCGCGUCCUGGGUGUGAGGCUCAGCUGUGGAGUCUGUUGGGGAGUGUUGGCUGAGGUAAGGCUGGAGUGAGGCUUUGCUGGCUAACAAGGUUAGCUGGAGCUGCAGAUCUUUCAGGAAUGCCAGCCCUUUGGAGCUGGGAGCCGUUCCUGUGUCUGGAUACACCAUUGGGAAUUAAUUUGAUGUACGGACUUCCAGGCUCUCAGUAAAGUGGAUCUGAACUCUGCUUGUAGGUGUAUAUUUGCUCUUUACUUAAGUUAAGGGUAAAAAAAAAAAAAGUUUAAAAAAAAAAGACAAAAAAAAAACUUUUAUUAAAAAAAAUCUAUUUUUAUGGUUCCUUUUCCAAAGGACCCUAUGGCAAAUGCACAAGUACUGGAUUCCAUGUUACUGUUUUCACAUUGAAAACCAGGAAUGUCUGUGUUUUUAUAUCUGUGUCUGUAUCCAGCUAAGCUUUGGGAACAUAACCCGAGCACAAACGCUGAGCAGCGUCACCCUGGGACUGCUCAACGUUUGUACUCCCCCUUCAUGCUUCACCACCACUGCUUGACACCUUUUUACAAGGAAAAACAAGAAAAAAGUUUAAAAAACAACCCUUCUCAGUAGCUCCCUCUGGCUCUGAAUGUUCCAAGUGACAUAACUUAAGGCUCCUGUGCCAAAGCCUGCGUGUGGGGUGGUUUUUUUAAAGACACUUUAAAACUUGGCCUCAGUUGUGUUUUUACCUUGUCAGCCCCACCUGUGGGGCUUUGUGAGAGUUUAGUUUGCUUUUUUUCUGGCUGUUUUAAAGCCCAGCUUCCUCCAGGCAGACGUGUGGUACGGCUGGUGCUGAGGAUGGAUUUUCCACCUGGGAGAGGGGAUUGAAGCUGGCGCGAGGUGCUUUGGAUUUUGCUUCUUUUUAACUAAUUUCCCUUUUGGCAGCACUUAUUGCUUGUUUAAGCCUUACUGAGGAAGGAUUCAGGGCUUGGAGAGCCCUUUCCUCUAUUCCAAGUUGGGGUUUGGAGUGCUUGGUCUUGGGAGAUGAUGCGGAAUUUGCCCGCCUCGCGCGUGCUGCCCUCCGUGGAUCAGCCCUUCUCCCUGGCACACACAUGGAUGGACAGAGGUGCCUGGGGAGGAGGGAGAGACCUGGCCCUUCCCAGGGACUGGGUGCUGGUGCCUUGGCUGUUGCUGGAGGAUGUGCAGGGACAGCAUUGAGGUGAUUUGGGGCUGUGAGCAGAGCGCUUGGGAAGUGUGUUCCCGUUUUGAUUUGCUCCUCUUGGAGAAAUUCAGCCCUUUUGGAGGAGAGGGGUUUCCUCACAGGUGGUGCUGGGAGAUGUCCUGGUUUUUAGAGGUGAAAACUGGUGGUGCUGCUCCACUGUGACCAAGUGUGGGGGUGAAACCUCCUUCUCGGGUGCUGUGUGAGUGCAGGGAUCCAGCUCCAAUGGCUCUUCCCAGCCCUCUGGAGCUGUCUGUGAAAUGCUGGUGGCAGCACCGGUGUCCCUGGGCUCCCCAGGCUGUCAGUGCCAGAGGGACACUUGGAUUUCUGAUAAGGUUUAGUUGAAUUAACCCUAUUCGUUGGCAGAAGCUGAGUUAGGAUGGUCCUGGGGAUGUUUAACACAUGUAACUAUCCCUAAACCAGUGAAGUUGGGUUUUUUUUUUAAGACUUGAUAUGUUGUGAGAAGGGUGUGGAAGGAACAUCCUGCUCUGUGCCUGCCUUCUUCCCACCAUCCUGAAGGGAAUUUCAGCUUAGAUCCAGAGCUGUCUGGAUAUGAUGUGUGGCAGGUGCAGAGCAGGUUGUGGAACUGAGGGCUUUGCAGGGGCUGUUGGUGUGUGGAUUUUCCCUCCUCAAAGGCCUUUGCUUUGGAUUUUCCUUUUCUUUGACCUGUGUGAGUUGAGGGGAGAUGUUCUGUACGUCGUGAUGUGGUGAGAGAGAAUGGCCCAGGGGAGGAUUUGGGGGACAGAGGUGAGAGAUGGGGUGUUUGGGCUUGGGAGAGGAUGUGGUAUCUCUUGAACCACUCUGGCUGCAGCAGGGUGUCCGUGUGGGGGCCGAGGAGGAGUUUUGUGGAGCGAUCAACGUCCAAAUUAAACACAAAUUCUGUUGAA